CAGAAGACGGAGAAGACCUAAUGGACGUUCGUAUGACCGUGUCCGUCGCUCCGUCUCCGUCCGACGACGGGUGCGGUGCACCUCGUUGGCGGCUGCAGCAGCUGGUGCUCCUCAAGACCUGGAGAGCGGAAAAAUUCCUUCUUUUGCCUCCUCGUGAGGCCCGAACAGCUCUGCUCAAAUUUCAGCGGAGUCGUGAGAUUUCAAUCGAUGAGCCUCGUGUUUUCACGAGCCUUGAUCGUCGCACUUCUGAAGGAAGUGGUUUAGGAAGUGUACCACAUUGCCAUUCGCUGGAAAUCUCGAAUCCUGACAGCGGAGACUGCGGAUUCUAGACGCAGUAGGGUUCGUGAAUUUUGGGGAAUUUUCAAAUUAUGGGCAGAGAACAGCAAUCAGCAGGAAGCAUGGAGCUGGAGAAGAAGAAGAAGAGGAAGAAGAAGAGCGUAGAGGAUGAUGUCGUAGCCGCGGAUGUUGAGGAAACUGUAGACGAAGGUAGCAAAAAACAGAAGGUGGAUGCUACAAACGGUGCAGGGGAAGCUGCGGUAACUGGAGAUAAGAAGAAGAAAAAGAAGAAAGAAAAGAAACAGGGAUCCGGCGACGAGAGUGCCGAAGAGGUGACCAAAGAUAGUGACAAUGGGGCUACGAAGGUUGAGAAUGGCGAGGGCAAGAAGAAAAAGUCGAAGAAGGACAAGUCUGGUGGAGAUGACGACGCCAAUGCGAAAUCAAAAAGUUCCCAGGUGGCAGAGAAGGUCGAGUUGUUUGUGGGAGUUUCGGGAGUCGGCAGUGACGAUCCCAAAUUUAAGCCAUUUACCUCCUUUGACAUUCCUGGCGUGCCUGAGAAUGUCUUAGCUUGCUGCAAAACCUUUCAAAAACCUUCACCUAUUCAAGCCAAUUCCUGGCCUUUCCUUUUAGCCGGUCGGGACUUAAUUGGGAUCGCCGCUACUGGUUCUGGAAAGACGUUGGCUUUCGGAGUUCCUGGAAUGUCGCAUGUGUUGAAGAAAAAGGCGAAGUCAAAGUCAACAACACCUUUGGCACUUGUUAUGGCUCCCACUCGUGAGCUCACUCAACAGAUUGCUGAGGUCUUGGAAGAGGCUGGCAGCUCAUGUGGGGUGAAGAUUGCAUGCAUCUAUGGUGGAACUCCCAAGGGACCUCAAAAAGCUGCUCUUCGAGCCGGUGCGACUGUUAUCGUUGCAACCCCGGGACGUCUUCAAGACCUUAUGGAAGAAGGUGUUUGCUCUUUGGAACAAGUCUCCUUUGUGGUUUUGGACGAAGCGGACCGCAUGCUUGAUCUGGGAUUUGAACCUGCUAUCCGCGCCAUCAUCAGCAAAACAAAUAAAGUUCGUCAGACAUUGAUGUUUAGUGCAACAUGGCCGACCUCGGUGGACCAGCUGGCUAAGGAGUUCAUGCAAGAGAAUCCCAUCAAGGUAACAGUCGGAUCUCAGGAUUUGGCAGCAAAUCACGAUGUGAUGCAGAUAGUCGAGGUUCUGGAGGACAGAGCAAGAUUUCAACGUCUUGAUGCUCUCCUAGCAAAGUAUCAUAAGUCUCGAACAAAUCGCGUCAUCGUGUUCGUUCUGUACAAGAAGGAAGCUGCCCGGGUUGAGCAGCAGUUGCAAUCACGAGGAUGGAAGGUGGCUGCCGUUCAUGGAGAUAAAGGACAAAAUGAUCGUACACGUGCUGUGCAAUCGUUCCGGGAUGGAUCUUGUCCUCUUCUUGUAGCGACAGACGUGGCUGCCCGUGGUUUGGAUAUUCCGGAUGUUGAGUUCGUAAUCAACUUCAGCUUCCCUUUGACUGUUGAGGAUUACGUGCACAGAAUCGGACGAACUGGAAGGGCUGGGAAGAAGGGAGUCGCACAUACUUUUUUCACUCAAGCUGAUAAGCUACGAGCUGGAGAGCUUGUGAAUGUACUUAGAGAAGCUGGGCAAAUUGUACCCGAUGAACUUUUGAAGUUCGGCACCCACGUGAAGAAGAAGGAAUCAAAGUUGUAUGGAGCCCACUUUAAGGAAAUCGACACAAAUGCCCCAAAGGCGAAAAAAAUUACCUUCGAUGACUCAGAUGAUGAAUAGAUUAGAUGUGCUCUCGAGUCGAGGUUCUCGGUCGCUGUAUUUAGUCAGUGCAAUUGUUUUUAGCGAGAUCUGUUAACCCCUCGCAACAGAUCCUAGCUCGACCCAGGGGAUCCUUGCCUACGAUCUUUUAUUCAACUGUAGAGCGAGGGUGAACUUUGGCUGGCUAGACAUCAUCUGCUUUAGUGCGAUCGAGACAGUUGAGGUUGCUGGCAGGUGGAAUGGGGAUUAUUCCAGCAUGUCCUCUACCUGACGCACUUCUCAAAAUGCCUUCUUUCCAAGUGGGGGAAAUCUUUUAGCCUGUCCAUUGCUAGCUGAGUUUCAUAUAAAUUAACCCCCGAAGUUUUGCCAUUUGCCAGAUUCAGCUGCUAGCUGUCAUUCAUGUCAUCCGUGGCUGGUGUUGUAGCUCAAUAUGACGUAAAAUUGUACACUUAACCAAAGAUCCUGAUCGAGCGAGAUCAGGAUACUUAAUGAGAGAAAUAUAUAUGCGAAGAUUUGAGGCUUUCCUGCCU
Molecule: messenger RNA, 2566 nt
Organism: Marchantia polymorpha subsp. ruderalis
Lineage: Eukaryota; Viridiplantae; Streptophyta; Marchantiopsida; Marchantiales; Marchantiaceae
Source: the annotation of a GenBank genome assembly